Molecule: messenger RNA, 1776 nt
Organism: Monascus purpureus
Lineage: Eukaryota; Fungi; Ascomycota; Eurotiomycetes; Eurotiales; Aspergillaceae
Source: the annotation of a GenBank genome assembly
AUGCCCAAAAAGCAUCGCAACCCCAGAUUUGCAAAACCAGCCAACACUGUCCAUCACUCCCUUCUCUCCUCCAGUUCCCUUCGCAGCCGAAAUGCUAGCCCCAGGGCGUCAUCAGAGCAACAAUCAGUGAACGACCUGAUCAGCCACCUCCGUCGCACACAGGUGUCCGUCUCAUCGCCCGAAGAUAGCAGCGCAAGUCUGUCUAGACUGGCCAUCACUCGCGUCCCCCGAACCGUGCACCCAUCGCUACGUAACCUCUUCGAGCUUCCUGAGACGCCGCCGCCACGACCCCGCCCCAAUGCGUCUCGGGUGAGUAUUGGCGCACGCCGACUACGAGUAACGCCUGGCCCGCCGCCGCCUGAAAGCUGGGUUCUAGGUAGUGCUUCUGCUGCGGAGCGUCAUCGAGACGGUGACCUUGCCCUCACUGAUGCGGAUAAGAGGAGAGUUAUUUACCGUCUGGAACGGCUGCCCGGUGUUGCAUUUCCGAGGAAAGAUGGGCUGGUACAUAUGGUUCUCAAGGCUAUGGCGAUGAAUUGGGCCUGGCAUGUUGAAUAUGAUGGAUUGUUCUUGGCUCGUUUGCCUUGUCGGGUUAAAAUGCUCCUGCUUAGCUAUAUCGCUGUCUAUGCUCGAGACGCGCACCUGGAGGGGUUGAUGCGGGGGCUAAGUCCGUUGUUCCUGAAACAGCCAGACGGUAUUCAGGAUCAAGGGAGCGACGGUGAUGGAACCCAGCUUCAAGUUGACGCUGAUUCCGAAGUGUCUCGUCUGGAUCUUGGCAGUGCCCUUGGGAGAUGGUUGACGUUUAAACAGCUCACGAGUGAACUUGUCACCUCACCCAAGGCCAAGGUUCGAACUGAGACUCGUUCCCUGCAGCUCAAGCCUGAAGACGCCGUUCCAACGUCCUGGGAUGAAGAAGAAUCGGGGUACGAAACUCCUGAGAUCCCCUCACCAUUUACUCUAAAUCCAACCUUCCGCUUUGGCAACCUUCGAUUCCUUUCUCUCGCGCAUCCAAACCCGGCAACCGCAAACUGGAACUCUCUCAUCAAUCUCUUGUCUUCUGUGUCAACGAUCACCCAUCUCUCUCUGGCUCACUGGCCCGUCCCGACCCUAACACCCAAUGCCAAAAACGCCUCUAUCCGACACCCAACGCACAAAUCCCUCUCGUUCUCCUACAGCGGCACAGACUCCUACUCUGCAAUGGAGAAUAACUGGGCUGAGGCAGCUGUUGUUCUCCGCAAACUGUCCAGAGUCACUUACUGUCUGAAAUGGCUCGACCUAGAAGGCUGCGGGGACUGGAUCCGCGCAUUGUGCUGGGAAGGAGUUGGUCCGGACGGUGAACCGUAUGGCUCAACGGACCACAUCUGGAACGGUCCGUGGAGGGAUAUCGAAUGGGUUGGUCUGGGACCUGGUUGGAUUCCAUUGCAGCUGGAAGAUGCUGAACUUAGUCCCUCCCAUGGAGAUGGAUCAAGCAUCUCGUCCGGACCAAGUAACUCUCGAUCUCUAGCUUCUUCCAUUCAUGCUCCCGGUAAUGAUAAUGGAGCGAAUGUUGAUGAUCUCCCCUGGGACGUGGAAGUUGAGCGCAUCAAAUACCGACAUGCCAAGGAGGCGGAACGGUUCCGCAUUCUCGUCGACGACACGAGAGAUAUCUCUCGACAUAUUUUGCAAGCUAGGAGAGAAGGGCGCGGGAAGUGGGUACGUUUUUCGCUGGGUUUCGAAGGUGUUAAUGAACGGCUCGUUGAGAGGUUACUUGGACAGGGCUUCUCUAGCGGUUUUGCUUGA